This is a messenger RNA of Durio zibethinus, 3301 nucleotides long. RefSeq names its product protein FAR-RED ELONGATED HYPOCOTYL 3-like. Gene Ontology annotation, biological process: regulation of DNA-templated transcription. Gene Ontology annotation, molecular function: zinc ion binding. The record is from RefSeq and is a predicted model, not a curated record. NCBI's taxonomy places the organism in Eukaryota, Viridiplantae, Streptophyta, Magnoliopsida, Malvales, Malvaceae.
AAGAUUGCCGAGUGAAGGCUAAAAUCACAAAGCUCAAAAAGGCGAGUGAAGGUGAGAACUGAGAUCCCCAAAUUGGCGAGUGAGAGAGAAAGCGAGUGGCAAUUCAAACCCCGCAAGAAGGAAACCCUAAUCCCCAAUUCCCUACGCGCCUUAACCCCACUCGCCUUCGGUUUCCGCAGAAUCAUCACUCAUGCUAUUUCACCUCCACUUCAGGUUCAAUCAGAGAAACAGUUGGUUGAAGUAAAUAAGUUUCAAUCAUGGACAUAGAUCUUAGGUUAACUUCUGGUGAACAUUGUAAGGAAGAUGAAGAAGCAAAUGGAAUUGAUAAUAUGUUAGAUGGUGAUGAAAAACUGCAUCAUGGAGUGGUUCAGGCUGGAAAUGUUGCUGAUGUAGGAGAGGAUGUACGUGCUGAAGAUGUUGGGGAAAUGAAUUCUUCUGCUGUGGAUACAAAUCUUGAGCCACUUUCUGGUAUGGAGUUUGAAUCACAUGGGGAAGCAUAUUCUUUUUAUCAGGAAUAUGCUCGCUCUAUGGGAUUCAACACUGCUAUACAAAAUAGCCGUCGUUCCAAAACAUCAAGAGAAUUUAUUGAUGCAAAAUUUGCCUGUUCUAGAUACGGGACCAAGCGGGAAUAUGACAAAUCCUUUAACCGGCCACGUGCCAGACAAAGCAAGCAAGACCCUGAAAAUACAACUGGUCGGCGAUCAUGCUCGAAGACGGAUUGUAAAGCAAGCCUGCAUGUCAAGAGAAGGCCUGAUGGAAAAUGGGUUGUACAUAGUUUUGUGAAAGAACAUAACCAUGAACUUUUACCGGCCCAAGCUGUCAGUGAACAGACCAGAAUGAUGUAUGCUGCAAUGGCUAGACAAUUCGCUGAAUAUAAAAACGUUGUUGGUCUGAAGAGUGAUCCCAAAAAUCCAUUUGACAAAGGUCGAAAUUUGGCAUUUGAAGCUGGAGAUGUUAAGAUUUUGCUUGAAUUUUUUACUCACAUGCAAAACAUAAAUCCAAACUUCUUUUAUGCAAUAGACCUUGGUGAAGAUCAACGUCUGAAAAGUUUGUUUUGGGUUGAUGCAAAGAGUAGACAUGAUUACAGUUAUUUCUGUGAUGUUGUGUCUUUUGAUACCACUUAUGUCAGAAACAAAUAUAAAAUGCCUCUUGCGCUAUUUAUUGGAGUGAACCACCAUUACCAGUUCAUGCCACUUGGAUGUGCACUGGUAUCAGAUGACAGUGCAGCAACAUUUUCUUGGCUAAUGCAGACAUGGCUGAGAGCGAUGGGUGGACAAUCUCCUAGAGUUAUAAUCACCGACCAAGACAGAACUGUGAAAUCAGUUGUUGAGGAAAUCUUUCCAGAUACUCAUCAUUGUUUCUUUCUAUGGCAUGUAUUGGGAAAGGUUUCCGAGAAUCUUGGUCAUGUAAUCAAACAGCACGGAAACUUUAUGGCAAAAUUUGAGAAAUGCAUCUACAGGUCAUGGACGGAGGAAGAAUUUGCCAAAAGGUGGUGGAAAAUUCUUGAUAGAUUUGAACUCAAAGAUGAUGAAUGGAUGAAAUUGUUGUAUGAAGACUGCAAAAAGUGGGUGCCAAUCUAUAUAAUGGAUGUUUUGUUGGCAGGGAUGUCUACGGUUCAGAGAUCUGAGAGUGUAAGCUCAUUCUUUGACAAGUAUGUACAUAAGAAGACCACGGUGCAAGAGUUUUUGAAGCAGUAUGAAGCAAUUUUACAAGAUAGGUAUGAAGAGGAAGCCAAAGCAAAUUCUGAUUCAUGGAGCAAAGUACCUACACUAAAAUCUCCUUCACCUUUCGAGAAGAGUGUUUCAGGGGUGUAUACACCCACAGUAUUCAGGAAGUUUCAAGUUGAGGUUGUGGGUGCAAUUGCUUGUCAUCCAAAACCAGAAAAUCAUGAUUCGACAUGCAGCAUUUUUAGAGUUUUUGAUAUUGAAAAGAAUCAGGAUUUUGUUGUUACGUUGAAUGAGAUAAAGACUGAAGUUUCUUGUAUAUGCCGAUUAUAUGAAUACAAAGGCUAUCUCUGCAGGCAUGCUAUGGUAGUUCUCCAAAUGAAUGGCCACUCAGCCAUCCCUUCUCAAUAUAUUUUGAAAAGAUGGACGAAAGAGGCAAAGUACAGGCAUUUCACGGGAGAAGAAUCUGAACAGGUGCAAUCUAGGGUGCAGAGAUACAAUGAUCUAUUUAAAUGGGCACUGAAGUUGAUUGAGGAGGGUUCAUUAUCUCAAGAGAGCUACCAUAUUGCAUUCCGAAGCCUGGAAGAAACUUUUGGGAACUGUUUGAGUGCAAAUACUUCUAACAAGAGCCUUGCUGAAGCUGUCACAUCUCCCGCCCAAGGUAUGAUCUGUAUUGAAGAAGACAAUCAAAGCAGAAGCACAAACAAAGCAAAUAAGAAAAAGAACCCAACCAAAAAAAGAAAGGGAAACUCAGAGCAGGAGGUAAUGACUGUUGCAGCAACAGAUGGCUUGCAACAAAUGGAGAAAUUAAGCUCAAGAUCAGUAGCCCUAGAUGGUUAUUUUGGCCCACAACCUAGCGUUCAAGGAAUGGUUCAGCUUAAUUUAAUGGCACCACGUGAUAAUUAUUAUGGGAAUCAACAGACUAUUCAGGGGCUGGGACAGUUGAACACCAUAGCAACGAGCCAUGAUGGUUACUUUGGCACUCAGCAAACCAUGCCUGGGAUGGGACAGAUGGAUUUCUUUCGAGCACCUAGUUUUUACAUUCGGGAUGAUCCCAAUGUAAGGGCUGCACAGUUACAUGAUGAUACAUCAAGGCACACAUGAUGGUGCUUUUCUCACGGUUAAGGUGAGGAUGUAAGAAUAUAAUUAAAUCCUGGAUAGGAGGGAAGCUGACUUGGAGGUAAAAAAAAGGGAAAGUGAGACGAGCAUUUUCCGAAGAUUAUUAGAGCUAAUCUUCCCUUCAUUGGUGUCUGUAAGAUAAGAUAGAAUAGGAGAUGUGUAGUUGAGAGUUCGGACAAAUUCAGUUAGGGGCUUAUGUCACUUGUAAAGUCCGUUGUAUUAUUGUCUGUGGUUGUUACUGUCUAAAAAGAGUAUGUUGAAUUCCAGUUAUAACUUUGCUGCACACUGUUAUAUAUGCUACAGAUAUGUUUAUCUUGCAACCAUGCAGAAGUGAUAUUUACAUCUCUUUUGGCGCACCCUAUCUGAGAUGUACUUGCAUUACUUGCUUUGUUACCAAAUGAGAUGUUGAACUAUUUUUUGGCUGAUUCUUAGUGAACUGCAGGCUUUGUGGAAUUAUUGAAAUUAGCAUCACAUAUACCCGUCGAUUAGAUUGGGAUUGUUUGCUAUUUUUUAUUUUU